Messenger RNA from Periophthalmus magnuspinnatus, 887 nucleotides. RefSeq names its product glutathione-specific gamma-glutamylcyclotransferase 1-like. The coding region runs from base 55 to 675 and encodes 206 amino acids. NCBI's taxonomy places the organism in Eukaryota, Metazoa, Chordata, Actinopteri, Gobiiformes, Gobiidae. The transcript has 3 exons. Gene Ontology annotation, biological process: glutathione catabolic process. Gene Ontology annotation, molecular function: glutathione specific gamma-glutamylcyclotransferase activity; gamma-glutamylcyclotransferase activity. The record is from RefSeq and is a predicted model, not a curated record. Gene Ontology annotation, cellular component: cytoplasm.
ACUUGUGGACAGAAGAAGCUACAAGUGCCUUUGUUUGUUCAUUUAGAGACGAAGAUGAAACUCCAGGAGAUCAUAGAGGAGAAGAGUAGCUUGUGGAUAUUUGGAUAUGGCUCCCUGUUGUGGAAACCCAACUUUGUCUACAAAAGAAGUACCGUUGGCUAUAUUAAAGGAUACAAAAGACGCUUCUGGCAUGGAGAUGACUUCUACAGAGGAGACAAGGAAAAUCCUGGAAGAGUGGUCACACUGAUAGAAGAUGAAGAAGCAUGCACAUGGGGAGUGGCCUUUGAGGUGACUGGCCCUCAGAUAGAGGAGACUCUCCAUUACCUCAACAUCCGUGAAGUAGUGAUGGGGAGCUACAUCACAGAAGUGGUGGAAUUUGUGCCUGGAGAGAGAGGCCAGAGCAGCCAGCUCGCCCUGGUCUACAUCGCCACUCCUGAUAACCCACGAUACCUGGGCCCCGCCCCUGACACCGAGAUCGCUGCUCAGAUAGCCAGCUGCAAAGGAAAAUUCGGUCCUAACCUGGAAUAUCUGGUUCACCUGGCCGACUUCAUGAGGUUGUACUGUCCAGGCGUGGAGGACCAUCACCUAUUUACCAUUGAAGAACACGCUUUGAACUUUGUCCGUGGAGAAAGUGAAAGCCCACCACAAAGGCCUGUGCUGGUGGGGGCUGAAUAAAGAACAAUUGUCUACAAGAAAUUAGUUGUCAAGGCAAGUGGGGGUUUUGUGAGCUUUUUCUCUGGCAGGUCUGGACAACAAAGACACCUUCAUAUCUAUAAAUUUUGCUGCUGAGAUCUUAAGGGCAUUUACACAUUUUUUGGGCCCAGCUUGAACAUGACUAUUGUAUACAGUAUAUAAUGUCCUUGGUGCCUUAAAGGUAAAGACUGUUG